GCUUCUUUAAAUUCCUCAGAAAUUAAGACGUGUCAUCCGCUUAACAUCUUAGCAUCUGUUACUGCCUCUUGCACAUUUCUCCACUACAUCAGUCUGAAGGACACUUUCCUGGACCUUUCAGAGAGAAAAAAAACAAAACAAAACAAAACAAAAACCCCACACCUUGAAACAGAGAAGAAAUUGACCCUUUUUGCAGUGGGAUGAAGCAUGUAAGGCAUUUCAGCCCCUCCUUAUUUCUCAGUUUGGUGCACGUCUGCCUGGUUCAGGCAAAUUAUGCCCCCUAUUUCUUUGAUAAUGGAGCCAGAAGCACAAAUGGGAACAUGGCACUUCUCAGCCUUUCGGAGGACACACCUGUUGGUACCCAUGUGUACACUCUUAAUGGAACUGAUCCAGAAGGAGAUCCCGUGACGUACAGCCUGGCCUAUGAAGCUGGAUCAAGACGCUACUUCUCUGUUGACAAGAAUCUUGGAAACGUUAUGCUGAUUGAGGAGCUUGACAGAGAGAAGGAAGAUGAGAUUGAAGUUAUUGUCAGUAUUUCAGAUGGCCUGAGUACAGUAUCUGAAAAAGUCAGGAUCCUUGUAACGGAUGCUAAUGAUGAGAGCCCAGAGUUCAUCAAUACACCUUACAUAGUCCAGGUCCCAGAGAACACUCCUUCUGGCAGCAGUAUUUUUAAGACUAAGGCAGUGGACAAAGACACAGGUUCUGGAGGAAGUAUCACCUACUUCUUGCAGAACAUCCAUGCUAAUAAGUUUACAAUAGACCGUCACAGUGGUGUCCUACGCAUCAAAACAGGGGUCACCCUGGACUAUGAGAAAUCACGAACACAUUUUGUUGUCAUUGUAGCCAAGGAUGGUGGUGGGAAGCUCCGGGGAGACAACAAAGUGUUUUCAGCCACAACAACAGUUACUGUCAAUGUGGAGGACGUUCAGGACACUCCUCCCAUGUUCAUCGGGACUCCCUACUAUGGAUAUGUUUAUGAGGAUACGCUCGCAGGCUCUGAAGUCCUUACUGUUGUUGCUCUUGAUGGAGACAGAGGAAAACCUAACAGCAUUCAUUAUAGCAUUGUGAACGGAAGUGAAGGUUCUUUUGAAAUCGGCAACACGACUGGAGCCAUUUCUGUUAUAAAAAGCCCAAAUCAGCUCAAGGAAGAAGUGUAUGAACUAAAAGUUCAGGCAUCAGAAGUCGGUCAGGAAGGUGACAUCUCAGCGUACACUUUUUCCACGGUGACUAUACGGGUGGUCGACCUCAACAACCAUCCACCAACGUUCUAUGGAGAAAACGGUCCUCAGAACAAAUUUGAGCUGACCAUGUACGAGCAUCCCCCAGAGGGUGAAAUCUUGAGGGGAUUGAAGAUUACAGUCAAUGAUUCAGAUCAGGGAGCCAAUGCUAAAUUCAACCUCCGUCUUGUUGGACCUGGUGGCAUCUUCCAAGUGGUUCCUCAAACUGUCCUGAAUGAGGCUCAGGUUACGAUAAUAGUGGAAAAUUCUGCUGCUAUUGACUACGAAAAAUUCAAGGUGUUAACCUUCAAGCUUCUUGCAAUAGAGGUGAACACACCGGAGAAAUUCAGCUCAACAGCUGAUGUAGUGAUACGCUUGUUGGAUACCAAUGACAAUGUCCCAAAGUUCUCUUCUGACUACUACAUUGCCAGGAUCCCUGAGAACUCCCCAGGGGGCUCAAACGUAGUUGCUGUUACAGCUACAGAUCCUGAUUCAGGGCUUUGGGGAGAAGUCAAGUACUCCAUCUAUGGAGCAGGAGCAGAUCUGUUCCUAAUCCACCCAUCAGCAGGCAUAAUUUAUACCCAGCCCUGGGCUGUAUUAGAUGCUGAAGUGAACUCAAAGUAUAAUUUCUAUGUGAAGGCAGAGGACACAGAUGGGAAAUACAGCUUGGCUGAAGUGUUUAUCACUGUGCUAGAUGUCAAUGACCACUCUCCAGAGUUCAAUGAAAACAUCCAGGAAAAGACGAUGAUCAUUGGGUCACCAGUGAAGAUACAGGCUAUAGAUCAAGAUGCAGAAGAACCCAACAACAUUGUGGAUUAUUCCAUCAUGCAAGCAGAUCCAGCCAAUGUGUUUGAUAUAGACCAAAGCACUGGGGAGAUCAAGCUGAAAUCCUAUAUCCGUUCCCUGGACAUCAUCCACAACAUCACAAAGAACAAAGACUGCAUAUGGUCAGUGGUGGUGCAGGCCAAAGACAGGGGCUCCCCAUCCUUCAGUACCACAGCAGUUCUGAAAAUUGAUAUCACAGAGGAGACUCUUCACAAAGGGCCUAUGGCCGCCUUUUUGAUGCAAACUAAAGAUAACCCCAUGAAAGCCUUAGGAGUGCUAGCUGGUGUCAUGGGCAUAAUGGUGCUGAUAACUAUCAUGAUCUCUACUGCCAUGUUCUGGCGCAACAAGCGGUCCAACAAAAUCAUGCCGGUAAGACGGAUCAUAAAAAAGAGACAGACCCCACAGCCCCGGACAGUGAGGAUGGAAUGGCUGAAGUUCAAGAGGCCCAGCAACGCUGCAGAGAAGUUUGUCGUUGAAGAUGAUGCCAAAAAUCUACACAAUGAGAACAGCAACAACAACAUCCAGGUUGCCGCUGUACCACCUACUGCCCCCUUGCCUCCGCCGCCCCCCACCGUGGCUUCCAGGGAUGAUGCCCCAGGGUGGCAGGUGCCAACCGUGUCCGGCUCCCUCACUCCCAAGUUUGUAAACAAGCAGGUGAAGAAGAGAGGUCAUGGCAGUGCCCACAAUGCCCUUGUGUCAGAGCUCAAAAUGAGGUUUGAGAAGAGGAAUGCAGCUAUGGGUGAGCCCCACAUCUAGGUGCUCUUGGCAGCCCGCAGUGACUGCAGAUUGUGGCUGUGCAUGGAUACAUUUAUGUGCUGUGGUUUUCGCUGUGUCUGUCAGCAUUCCGCGAACUGAGAGCAGCUUUGUGCUGCAAUAGCCACCCCUCACCUUCUGCAAGUAUUACAUGCUACAGAGUCACCCCACCCAUAGCAAACGCUGCGGUCUGUGUCCGCUUGUGGCUGCAGUUCCUUUGGCUUUUGUCCCAGGGUUGGUCCCUCCCAGCAGCUGUCUGACCAGGGUACUGAGUACCUUCAUGCCAGCCACAGUCUCCCCAAGUGAACAGGGAUUCAGGUUGCCCCUAUUUUGUGGUCCCUAGCCAGAGUCCAGGUUUUCAAUCAAGGAAUUCUGUAGCCAAGGCACUGGAAGAUGCCAGUUCCGACCUGGACUGGCAGGUAUGUCUGAGGUGUCCAAAACCCAUCACUUCCAAUCCCAGACCCACUUUUGAAGACGUUGGCCUGGCUGUGGUGCCAGGACUGACUUGUGCAGGUCUCCUACAGCAGUGACCCUGCACACUGCGAGAAGGUACAGCAUAGCUGGUACUGCUGUCCUCAGGGCACUACACACUUUGCAACAGCUGGCGGAGCGAUGUGCUCAUGGCCUGAGUACCUUCAUUCCCAAAAGGUAAGCGGACAGACUUGGAGAAGUUCAUCAUUUUCCUGCAUAUUAUGUUGGGUUUUGCCAGAGUACAUUGACAUGAUGCUGUGCUUUGCUUCUGCCCUGGACUUGCCUGGUAAUCAGGGGACAGAAGGGCCACCUCAGCCUUCCUUAGACCCACUGGGGCAAGGUUGGAGCACAGUUCAAUAGCAGCACUUGCUCAAUACUGCCUCCUUCUGACACAAUGUUCCCUAAUGAGGGGAAGCCCAGUAGGAGAAAGACAUGAUUAAAGCAGCAGGGAAGACAAGAGAAAACCAAGAAAAAAAUGAUAAGUGAAAAAUAUAGACAAGUGCUGGAAAGUUGCAUAUGUCAGUCAGGGAAGUGUGUGGAAAGAUCAUUUGGUUUUGUACGCUGCUAACAGGAGGUGUUGAGGAAUAUAUUUUACCACACCUCUCCUGGCUUGCUCCAGGGACUGGUGAGUGCAAAAGGAGGUUUCUGGUUUGUCCUAUCAGUAUUUUUGAGUUAAUUAUGCAAUGGUCAGGAGGGGGAAUGCAGGGGGUGGGGGACAACUGACACUUUUUUCCCUGUUAUGUGACAGUAAAAAGGUACCGAAAGCAGAAUGCUUUUUCACUGGAUCUACCCCACAGUUUCCCCUUUGUGUUUGUUUCUGAGGAGAUGUUUUUCAGCUGGGCCUGGCUGUUUCCUAUUCUUCCGGGAAAAGGCAGUGUGCACCAGGCUGGCUGGUGAACAGCACACUGCACCGCUGCCUGAGCCCUGGCCCCGCAGGGCAGCUGUGCUGUCAUGGAUAGGCACUGUGAACAUCAGGAUGGGGAGUAAACCCUACAGGACAGGACACUGUUAAUUCAAGGGGUUCAGGAGACUCUUCUCCAGCUCCAGCAGACAUGGCCCUCAGGGGCUUCUCUUCUGUCACCCCAUCAGCUGGUCUAAUUCCCUUUCUUUGCACCAGGACUUCAACAGCUUAGGGGAUAGCUGGUUGAAUAAGAGGCUACCUAGUUACAGGGAAAAUGCUGUAUUUUUUAACUUCAGUUCAAGCCACCUAGAAGUCAGAGGGUGACCAUAGCUCAUGUCACCUGUGGGCCGAGCAAGGAGCUGUAUCCCAGAGGCGCAGCAAGAUCUCGGUGGGGGGCUGUGCCAGCAGUGCUGCUCCCCUGUCAUGUCUCUCAUUCCAUCACUUUUCUUGCUUAUCCCUCCUCCUGGGGCUUCAUGGUGUGAAGCCCAGGCUCUUGCGUUGUGUGUGGUCACCUCAUCCUUGUCCUCCAGCUGUGGGUGGAGGGAGGGGAUGUGCAGCCACUGGGCACACUCCUGCUGCCCUGCGCAAGCGUGCGUGUUCUGCUGGUUGUGUCUCCACCAGGUUGUGCAGUAUUUCCCAAGGUAUCAAAAGUCUGUGGUUUAUUCCCCGUACUACUGUUUUCCCAAUGUUUUGUUGAAGCCAGUAUUCAGUGUUUGUUCUCCAAUGAGGAAAGCCUAUAAAAACCAUUCAGUUAAGUGAGAUUUAUCAGGCAUUAUAGUCUUACCGUCUUAGAGAUUAUAUUUA
Strigops habroptila (Kakapo) is the source of this 4971-nucleotide messenger RNA. It is a transcript of the gene CDHR1, whose product is annotated as cadherin related family member 1. Gene Ontology annotation, biological process: multicellular organism development; calcium-dependent cell-cell adhesion; cell-cell junction assembly. Gene Ontology annotation, cellular component: plasma membrane; adherens junction; catenin complex. Bases 201 to 2798 code for a protein of 865 amino acids. The record is from RefSeq and is a predicted model, not a curated record. Lineage: Eukaryota; Metazoa; Chordata; Aves; Psittaciformes; Psittacidae. Gene Ontology annotation, molecular function: calcium ion binding; cadherin binding. The transcript has 17 exons.